GGGGAGAAGAGACUUUCAGGCCCCGAUAAAAGAAAAAUUACCGAAAAAAAUUUGGAAAAAAUAAUAAAAUCACAGAUCGAGGAGAUAACGGCCUGGGAAGGUGAUGUGGGAGACCCCACGGAUGGAGAAGAUGUGCAGUAACAUUUCGUGGUCACCCCCAACUCACAUCGUUGGGACCGGGUGAGCAGAGGAUUUCUUCUAAGAACACUGGGACCCCCUUUGGAGAAGCUGACUGUGGACAUCUUUAAACAGACAUCAUCUCACCUCCAGUAAGUUGUUCUUCUUCAGGUCAGUUGGCACUGCCCUAGCUGAACACAUCUUAAAGACUGCCUGGAAGAAGAGUCUUGAGCGUGCAGGUUUUAAUGGCACCAGCCUUUUAAGGCUGCCAUGGCAGCAGAUGCCAUCAGUAAUCAAGCUCAAAUUUCCACGGUAACACAAGAAGAAGCGCAAGGUGCCAGGAAGAGUUUUGGGGUCAAGCCUCUUCCAGAAGACAGAGCAGCCCUGACCCAAGAGCCGAGUGAGUGUGAGGUGUGUGGCUUGCUUUUCAGCACACAAGAUAAGCUCAGAGUGCAUGUGUAUAGUCACACCGGACAGAAGCCCUACCACUGCUCUCAGCCCGAUUGCUCCAAGGCCUUUGUGUCUAAAUAUAAACUUUUCAGGCAUAUGGCCACACAUUCUCCACAGAAAACACACCAGUGUACAUUCUGUGAAAAAAUGUUCCACCGUAAGGACCAUCUAAAAAACCAUCUGCAGACUCACGAUCCAAAUAAGGAGGCCUUCAAAUGUGAAGAGUGCGGAAAGAAUUACAAUACCAAGAUGGGAUACAAGCGGCAUAUCGCCAUGCAUGCGGCCACCAGUGGGGACCUCACCUGUAAGGUUUGCAUGCAGAGUUAUGAGAGCACUCCUGUCCUUCUGGAGCACUUGAAGAGCCACUCUGGGAAGUCUUCAGGCAGCGUAAAAGAGAAAAAGCACCCCUGUGAUCACUGCGAUCGCCACUUCUAUACCCGGAAAGAUGUUCGCCGUCACAUGGUGGUUCACACAGGUCGCAAAGACUUUCUCUGCCAGUACUGUGCUCAGCGCUUCGGUCGGAAAGACCACUUGACACGCCACGUGAAGAAGAGCCACUCACAGGAGUUACUCAAAAUCAAGACAGAGCCACAGGAUAUGCUAGGAAUUCUGAAUUGUGGUUCCUCUGUUUCGGUAAAGGAGGAACUCACUCCCAUGAUGUGCAUGGCAUCUUCGAAGGACUCAAUGAUGGGAAAAUCCUUUUCCAAUACCUUUUCUGUGGGUAUGUACAACCCGCACUUGCCAACCAUGUCCAAUUCUGGGAUGUCUCAUACUUUAGUACCCAGUUCAUUGGCUUCCAUGGGAAUGGGCUGCCCUAUGGAGUCUCCUCCUAGUCAUCACCACUCCCCACCUCCGCAGCAGCACCUUCCACCCAAGUAUCAACUUGGAUCUACCUCAUAUCUGCCGGAGAAACCCCUUAAAGUGGAAAUGGAAAGCUUCCUCAUGGAUUUACAGAGUGGCCUUCCCAUUUCAUCCCCCGAGUCCCAUCCCUCACCACCAAAGGUUGGGCUGGAGCACCAUCAGUCCUUAGACGAUCUUCCAGGAGAUCACAUUCAAUCCAAAAGCCCAACAAUCAUUACAGAACCUUUCUGUGCUGCUAACAUGGAUUUCUCUCACCUUCUUAGCUUUUUGCCGUUGAACCUCCCUCCAUAUAACCCGCCAAUGUCCACUAGUGGUUUGGUAAUGGGUUACCCAUCCCAAGGAGAUCCUCAGCCACCUCUUACCUCUUUGCAACCACAACCUCAGGAGUCUCAAGGAGCUGGUAGUGGCCUAAGCCUCGGUCCGCUUCACCCUCUGCCCCCCGUUUUCACCACAAGCCUUAGCACGACAACAUUGCCACGUUUCCACCAGGCAUUUCAAUAGACACCAGAAACACCAGAAAGACCGUUUGAGGAGCCUUAAUAAAGCGCACAAAGCUUCCUUAAAUACAGAGGAAGACACAUAUCUCUUUAUGUUAAGAAGCUUUUAUAAGGCUUUAUCUCUACUCCGCUGCAGAGUUCAUCCAUAAUAUGGAGGUACAGUAAAGACUAAAUAAUAAAUAAUGCAUACUUUUCUUUUCUUUCCUCCUAAAAGACUGCUUAAGUGUGUUCUGAGGGGAGGACCUUUCCCAAAAGGUUUUUUUGUUUUGGUUUUCUCAAACGCUGCCAUCAGAAUCGAUUCCAUCCCCUCAAAGCAGCUCUGUAUUACUCCUGUUGUUCAAGAUUUUGUGUUUUCUUUUUGACGCUAUGUAACAAAAAAUUGUGAAGGAGUGAAAAAUUGUCAAUGAAAAUUAUACAAUGACAACAGGGUUUUGAAAAAAGCACUUUCCUUUAUGGAGGUAUCUUUUUCUUAAGGGUUUUACAUUUGAGCAGGAAAAAAACAAACAAACAUUAAGAGGGCUUGUUACCUCUCGACGUCUAACUCCGUUUACUGCAAGUCCCCAUGACAGUUUAGGUAUAAAAGUGGGAACUGUGACAUAGUCCUUCAACUCUAGCUGCCUAAUACACACAUUGCUGAUGUAAAUAUUUUAGAAUCUGUAUGUCAGUAGUAAAUAAAACUGGAAGUGAAGUUUCACUCGUGCAGAAUCUAAUCUGGAGCGUCAACGGUUCCAAAUAGCCAUUUUUUUGGCUUUUCCCAUACUUUGAAUGACAUUUCAACAUUACAUCUAUGAGAUAAGCUUCUAAAGCGCAAGUGGGGGAAACAAAUAUUACGUCAUAGGCCUCAGCACAGAACUAUUUCUGUUAUCUUGCAAAAAAUACAAACCAAGAUAACAGCUAAUUAUACUCACUUAUCACUAUUUGUAUGUUAAAAACAAAUAAACAAGUAAAUAAAAAGCAGAGAUUUUGCCACAUCCAGAGGCUUGUUUUCCUGUGUAUCACAAUAACAGUUAUGCUAAGCAUGACUUUCUAAUCCGAUUUCAUUACAGAAAUCACACCUCUUAGUGUAUAUUUAAAUUAAAUAUAUACCUGGAUUUCAGUGCUUACUAAAAAUGACUCUGUCAUUCACUCUUCUGGUUUAUGAAGCAAUUAAACUGCUGCUUGCUUUCCAAAACAAUUUUUAGAAACAACAACCUCAGAUAAGUAACAUUUUCAGUGGAGCUACAAUAUUAUCUUCAGGCUAGUCUGAUCUUACCUUCUGCCUGCCCACGUUAGAAGUGAAAGGACUCCGUCUAACCUCAAAGAAUCUGCACAGUAGGACAGACCGUUGGGGAGAUGAACUCAGACUUGAUUCUAAGGCUACAUCCACACCACUACCUACAGACAUGAGUCACUGGUUUGUCUUUCAUCCACACUACCCCAGUGUUUUUAACCCCCAAACAUGGAGAGUUUCAAAGGCACCCUCUAGAACUUCAGACUUGGCCUUGCAAUGUGGAGGAGUGAAAACUUAAGACGUUUGACAAAACAGACUCAAAUUGCACUCUUCCUUAUGCUUCCUGCGUAGCCUUUCCCUGAUCAGACCGUUCUUAUUACGUCUCAUUCCAAUUGUUUGCCCUUAGGAGUUUCUUUUUAUGGCACUUGUUUCAUUGGGCUUCAUCUAAAUUGCAUUUUGUACAGUUUGAAUGCUGCAUGCAUGUGCAAAAGGCAAAUAAUUUACUGGCCACUACAGUUUUGUGAUAAGUCCUGUGGCUGGCGGCAUUACUACUCAUUCAAGGAUUAGGAGAACACCGACGGCUUAUGCCUUUCCCAUUGUUUUAGUGUGGACUGGGAUACUUUUGUAAACAAUGUGAAAAUGCUAGAGCGGACAGAAAUCCUUUUUUUUUUCUUUAAAAGUAAUUUUUAUAUGAAAAUAUAGUAGUGUGGACAUAGCCUAAGAGACCAUGAAAGCUGUAGUCGUUUUCAUUCCAACUAAUCUGCUAAUCAGGCUGUAUUCUUAACUCCUGUGAGGUGGUGAAAUGACCUUGUAAAAUAUAGUAAAGAGGUGUGAGCUUUACUCACAGGAAUGGAUAUUUCCCAAGUCUACCUGCAACAUGCACAUUUUACACACAAGAGGAGACUAUUCAGCCCAUCUUGCUCAUUUGAAUAGCCAGUAUCUGUAUAAGUUGUUUAAAUAGUUCGAUUAGAUGAUGUAUUUUUUAAAGCCAUGAUGCUCUUCAUCUGACUUGAGCUUGUUGUUGAUUUACAGGAUUAUCUGUGUGAAGAUUUCCUUGUUAUUUUUUUUUUUUGAAGUGGAUAGUGCAUGUAGCUCAAAGAUCCAGCAGCCCAAGUUCAAAUUCCUUGCCCAGUCGUUAUCCAUGUGAAGUCUGCACAGUCUCCCCGUAUUUGCUUGUGGUUUCCUCUCAUAUCCGCAGUGAUGUGGAAGUCAGGUUACCUGGUUCAAAUUUUUCGGAGGGAGAAAAGUGAUUUUGUAUGCAAUUGCGCUGAACAGAACACUCCAAAAAUGCAUAUUCUCUUCACUAAAGUUAGGCAUUUUGAAAAUUGUUUCUGCAAAGAGUAGAGAGAAGGAUUUUCAGGUUCCCCUUUUUUGUUACUACUCCAUUUUGACUCUGGUGCCUGAUGUAUUUGAUCAGUAAGAGGCAAGCACUGCAGUGUCUAGAGGCCGAGCACUGGACUUCAAACCACAAGACUGCCAACUCAAUAUCCACCUUCAACUCACCAAGUCACUUCAUUUUCCUGAAAAAUUACUUUUCAAAAAAACGCUGAACAAUGUUUUAACCAAUAAUCAGCAAUAGUGAGAUCCAAACAGGUCCACAAUUCAUUGAUGGUAUUUCUGCAUGAAACACAUCCACAGAUUUCCACUAAUCGUAUUGCAGUGUGUCUCCAAAUCUUUUCAAAUUGCGGCCCAUUCUCAUCAUCCUCAAACAUAAUUAAUGUAUACUGAUUAUAUACUUACAUUUUCAUAAUAUAAAAAUGAUAUUUCACUUUAGUUUGCCUACCUUUUCCAGAACAUGUGCUCAGUGUUUCAGAUAUUGUUAAUUCCAGCAACACAUUCCAUUUUGUCCCUGUGAUGCCUUUUACUCCCAAUCCUGUUUUGACUGCUGAUUUACGACACAUGCACUGCUUAUACUCUUGAGAAAAGGUUUGCAAGCAGCCAUUUAUUUAUUAAUGCCUUGCCUAACAGUAUAUCCUCAUAUUUUCAUUACCAGUGGAGUAACAACUUUUCAUUCCCAUUGCGGAUUUAAAGAUUACUGAUACUUCAACUGCAGAAAAUGACAGCAUUUCCUUUACAUACAUAUAAUAUACUUCUACAUAAUUAACACCUACAAUCUGUUUACUCAUUUUAACAGUCUUUUAAAACCAUCGGGAGAUCAGCAGGCUCUGAGACUGGAUUUGUCAGAUAGACAGAGAAAAGUAAUCUGAAGUGUUGUUUCGCUGUUUAUCCCUUCUGCUUUUCAACCCCUAAAAAAACCAAGAGACAGUGAUAAAAAAGUAACUGUCGUUAGCAGCAGUAAUUAUGAUUAUGAUCUUCUAAUCGAUUUAUCUCUCACAAAUUGCUGGCCGUUGGAAAAAACUUUUUGGCCAAAGCCACUUUGUGGAACAGCUCUAACUUAGUAACAACUUGUCUAGAUGACCUGCAAAAACUUUGCAAGCCAAAUGAGCUGAAUUAUCUCCUCUAAAAUUAAAGACAUGUGGGAGUCCAAGCAUAUACUGUUCACUUCUGGUCCUUCCACCACAUCUUAAUGAUGCUUAAUGGCAGGAUAUUCAUUAGGCUAAAUGCUAAUAAAUUGGUCUUCAACUAUUCUGGUGCAAAUGGGCUGCAGUUUUCUGGACUAUGGUCUUGCUGUACAACCUUGGUGUGAUCCGAUAAAUGUUCUGAAACCUUUAGGAAUCUUCUGAUACAGAGCAGAAUGCCAAAUUAUCUGCGUUUUAGUACAUUAGAUUAUCUGCAACCUGCAACACUAAAACUGUCAUGCUUGACUCAUGGAAUGAGGGUCUUACUGUGGAUGCUAAGCUUUUCCAGACACACUGAAACUAACUGAAAUGAACAAGAUCAGCAGAUUCUUUGAUGCGCGUGAAGGGUUUUUUUUAUGACUUCAUGCAAAAUGUAAGAGAAUUUGGAAGGACCGUCCCCAUGUGAACAUUAUAACAUGAACUGUAGUCUAGUAACAUCCCACAGCUUCCAAAAUGACUUUAUUGACCUUUCCAUGCUAAUUUUGUUCCCCUGAAAGAUUUCACAAUUGUUUAAAGCCUCUUUAGAACUUGUGUGCUUACAGCUUAAAUGAGGGACAGAAUUACUUACAUUCAUAUUUGGAAUCCAGGCCCAUUUAUUAAUCAGAAAGCUGGUCCUAAUUAUUUUGAUUUGCUCUCACUAGAAAGAUAUCAUCUUUUUCACUCCUGAAGAUUACACAUUUGAUGACCACGAGCAAGCACUAAAAUAUCAGUGCCGUUCUUUAUUUAAGUCAUUCUGCUCUACCAAAACCUACAAUCAGCAUAAAUGAUUUCACCACACUUACUGAGAAAAUCAGACAGGGAAAGAAAGACACUUCAAGUUGUACUGAGAAGUCUGCCCAACUGCUGCCUGAAGUAUGGAGUUUCUUUGAUGCCAUGAGAUUUAGUAGUAUGUUGUACUCGGCGCAUUUCCAAUAUCGCAGGGUUGGGAAUCUAUGUUGGUCUUAAUUAAAGAGUAUUUAAAAGUUCAAAGUCAAAUUGAAUUUGGAAUUUAAAACUCACACCUCUUUCUACGUUCUAUGUACAAUGUUAUCUUUCCAACACUACAUUUCAGACAGUCUUCUUUCUUAUCAUAGCUGUUUGUUUAUUGUUAACAUUAUGACUUACAGUAGGCAAUUUGAGAUAGUCAAAGUUUUAGACCCUGACAUAUGUGAAGAUUUAAAAGUAUAACUUUAUGUAAGAAAAUAAUUAUUUUUAAACUGAGAUUUAAUUAGCUGUAUAAAAAAAGUUAUGUUCUUGCUAUGUUUGUUGUGUGCGUGUGUGUGUGAGUGAGUGUGUGUUGGAUUUGAAAAUCUUUCAUUUUAUGUGGUUAAUUUUUAUGAAGUAUUAGGAUUACUUUUUAUGAACCAUAUGUAAAAUAUAUAGUAGAAAAAAAAGAGAGAGUGUCAGGUUAUGUAACUUGAAAAUGCAUUGCUUUUUUCCUUUGACUAUGUUUAUUUUAUUUUGAAGGCAUUUUAAUCAUUAGCUCCAGUUAAGUGUGAUGAUUUGAUUUUACACAGACACAAGUACGGUUGUUCGAUUACUUUGACUUGCCACCAUGUGCGUUAGUGCUCACUUGCAAAGUGAGCAAACACAGCCAAGAGACAAUUUUUGUAUUUUAUAAUUGGUUUGAUUGGGGAAAUAAUUUCAGAGCAGCGGCUACUAAAUGAAAGAAGCCCCAGACAUCAGCGGCCUCAAUGAAGAUGUUUGAUCUGUUACCGCAAUGUGACAACAUCCAUAAUUAAUUGGAGCGACUGUGUUUUUGAUUUGCUGUUUCAUGAAAAGGACCUCUUAAACCACACAACACAUCACCUCAUUUAUAAUUUUAGCUUAAAGUCUUGGGAGAAUUGUAUGCACUUCUUGCAUUUUCAGAACUUUUAGUUUCUUAAUUCAUGAAUUAACACCUCUCUCAUAUAUAUGUAUGGAGGAUAACGGAGUGAAAAUAUAGCUUCCAACAUAUGUAAAUAACUGAUCAGGUAUUCAAUAUUGUGAAUAUUUCAAAGAGAUUUUAUUUCUCCGAUUCAAUUAUGUGUGCACCACCGGGUGUGUUGAAAAACCAAAUGAAUAUUUACUCCCAAGGCUCAUUAAGCUCGCAGUUUUCUAGCACUUUCCACAAUCUAUACAGUGUUUCUUUUGUAUUAAGACGUGUCUUUCUAAUUUUUAAAGUGUCAAGUGCCAUUAGAAAUCAUAUAGAUGUAUGAUGUAUAAAUAUACUGAUUUUCAAACAGUAUUUUUGAUAUGACAAAGUUUUUUUUCUGCUGCUUCUAUACUUUUUUGGUGUAAUUCUUUACAUAUGUAUAGUCUGUGCAAAAACAGGUGCCUUCUCCAGAAUGUGUUCUGUGCAGCCUUUCAUUUUACAAUAUGUUCAAUGUGUUGUUCUUCUUACAAUGCCAAAAAAGUACUAGCUAUUGAUGUGAAAAGAAAAUAAAGAGAAAUGAUACUUUUUUCUAAAUAUGGUAAAACAUUAAACCCCUGUAGAAAUGUACAGUACUUUCAUGUAAAAAAACUCAGAAUUUAUUACUAUCUGUAACACAAUCAAACCAAUUUCUUGUUACUAAAAGCAAAUUUGUUUUGUUCAUUAUAACCUUUUCUAAAAAUACAAUUAAAAAGUAUAUAAACAUUGAACAAUAACCAUAAAUGUUUGGACUCCUCAUCGGCAAUGUCAUGUUAACUCUGAACCGCCUGUAACUCCCAAACAGGUUAAAGCGUACAGCUGAUUAGAGUUGUUACAACUCGGGAUAAUGAAGGUGUCAGAAGAAUCACAACAAUACCGUCAGAAUCUCCAUUACACAAUAAAUACCCUUAAAAAACAAAGAACAAAAGUUCAGCGAGAAUAAAAACAGCCAUGGGGAUAGUAAGUGAAGAGGUCACUCAAAAUUUCAAGGAACUUUCUUACCUUAAGAAAUGCGCGAGGAUGGAAGACUGUGUUUUAUAGUCUGGUCACUUAGAUUUCCGUCAUUUUCAGCGUGAGCCUCAAGUGUUUCGCACAUUCAAAGCUAAAUGGAUAAGCAAGGUAAACACACAUGAGUUUAUGCAUACCCCAAGUGACAAUGUAGCCGGUGUUUUCCUUUACUGUGCAGAU
Molecule: messenger RNA, 8712 nt
Organism: Polypterus senegalus (gray bichir)
Lineage: Eukaryota; Metazoa; Chordata; Cladistia; Polypteriformes; Polypteridae
Gene: plagl2
Product: pleiomorphic adenoma gene-like 2
Exons: 4
Coding region: 388-1929 (513 amino acids)
Molecular function (GO): DNA-binding transcription activator activity, RNA polymerase II-specific
Source: RefSeq, a predicted model, not a curated record